This is a messenger RNA of Pelodiscus sinensis (Chinese soft-shelled turtle), 691 nucleotides long. Lineage: Eukaryota; Metazoa; Chordata; Testudines; Trionychidae. The record is from RefSeq and is a predicted model, not a curated record.
CACGGGUUGAUCAGCUGAUGGGGAAGCAGGCUCUCUGAGCUGUGUGUGUUUCCACCACUGCAGGGAGGAAAAAGGAUCUGUUGCUACCAUGCUGCGCCCGAAGGCCCUAACCCAGGUCUUGAGCCAAGCCAACACUGGAGGGGUCCAGAGCACCCUACUUCUGAACAAUGAGGGAUCUCUACUUGCGUAUUCUGGUUAUGGAGACACAGAUGCCAGGGUCACGGCAGCCAUCGCCAGUAACAUUUGGGUGGCCUAUGACAAGAACGGUCACCAGGCUUUCAAUGAGGACAACCUGAAAUUCAUCCUUAUGGACUGCAUGGAGGGUCGUCUCCAGUCUUACAGAUUGGCGAAUCUCUUGCUGUGCAUGUAUGCAAAAGAGACUGUUGGAUUUGGGAUGCUGAAAGCCAAGGCCCAGGCCCUUGUCCAGUAUCUGGAAGAACCUCUCACACAAGUGGCAGCGUCCUGAGCAAACUGCAGAGGGGGAGAGUGAAGGUCGCAUGAGGCAGGCGCAGCUCAACGAACCCUUCCCCCAAAAGCUCUUGUAAUGGAGAACUGGUGAAGUGGGCUUGUGAGUGGAUCCAGGAGCAAUCCAGACAUUGACCUCACACUGAAAACUACCUGGCAGCAGUGGGGGAUGCUUGGGGCCUAUUUUUAAGGUAGUUAAAAAUAAAAUCGAGUAUUUGACAGUGAA